AUAACAACGAGUGCACGCUUUUCAAACUAUAUGAUGACAUGAUUGAAAAUGCCUUUCUCGCCGCUUGAACUGCUUGAUGAAGACUAUUCAGAACUUUUUCCAGCAACAGUUUUGAAGCCAAAUGAGAAAGUUGACAGUAAAGAAGGAAAAGUCAAUCGACAUGAAGAGAAUGUUCCUCAAAUUCAUGUAACUGACAAACUAUUUUCCGAUAACUGGAGUUAUAAAGAGGGGUCGAACAUUUCCUCGCCGGUUGUUCAAAUGACUUCUGAAGAUGGAAAUGAACAACUGAGUUCUCCAGAUGAUUCAAAGACGUGUGAAAAUAACCAAACAACCGACGAUGAACAUCUAAACGUGGAAUGCUUUGGAAUAGAAAAUAGUGACAAGAAGUUAAGUGAGAAGAGUGAAAAACUAAACAGUAAUUCACAACAUAAAUUAUUUCAUCGGACAAAUGAAACAAGUAUUGCACCGACAAGUAUUAAUAAUCUGAAAGAGAGUAGUAUUACAUUCAAUGAAACUGAAGAAAAGGAAAAUGAUAAGGCAAGACUAUCUGACAAUAUAGAACCUGUUAUAAAACCCACUAUACGUACUAGAAGACAUAAUCCUAGUUCAAACCAACCAACAACUUAUGAUAUUACUUUGACUGACCAAAAUGAUCAAUCACUUAUUAAUACACUGGUGAUUACUUCGAAAGAACAACAAAAUAUAAUUAAUAAUAAUAAUAAUACACAAACCACUGAUAUAAUUAUAAAAUCAACUUGUCAAUCGAAUAAUAGUCUAAAAUCAUCACCAAGAUUAUCAUCAAUUAAACGAUCAACUAGUUUAUAUCAUUUAACUAAUCAAAAAGUAUCCAACAAAUCUACACAUCAUAAAUAUCAAAAAAAUACUAAUGAAUAUCCAUUGAAUGCAGUUGUUCUACGUGAUUUAGCUUAUCAAUCUUGGAGAAAUCGUUUAGUUAAAAGUGCACGUAUUGAACGUAUGUCAAAUUUACGUAAUGAAAUUGAUGAAACAAAAAAGGAGAAAGAGAAAUUGGAAAGAGUGAAAUCAAAUGAAAUGUGUUUUCAAGCAUGGAAGCAAAGUAAACAUCAACUUUUAAUUGAUGCAAUUAAAAAACGUAAAGCAGAAGAAUCGGCACAGAAAAAGAAGCUUGGAGAAGAACAGGAACGUAAACUGAACUCCGAAAAAGCAUUCAAUGCAUGGAAAGCACAUAAAGAUGAAUCAAUCAUUAAACAACAUCGUGAAAAUUUAUCUAAACAAAAACAUGAACAACAAUCCAAAGAAACAGAACAAAAUGAAAAACAAUAUUUAAAUCAACAAGCAUUUGAAGAUUGCUUCACAUGUUCAACGAAUUCAAACGUUUAUCGUGUUCAUUCUUCACAACCAGUGAAAGCCAAAAAAGAUGCUGCAUUAAAACAAAGCCUACAAAGCAAAAGAAAACUUCAAAGUGAAAAAGAAAAACAACUAGAAGAAGCUAAUCGUAUUAAAAUGGAACAAGCAGCUGAAGCUUAUCAUCAAUGGGAAUUAAAAAAGGUUGCAUCAUUAGAAAAUCUUGUUGUCAGCAUCGACCAUUCAAAUAAACCAAACAGAAGACCAUGGAGGCCUCCAUCGAAGACAAUCCCUCCAACUCACUCAUAUAGAAUGUAUUGAAAAUAAGCGUUCCGUUACCACUUGUUAAUUUUGCACUUCAUGUGUAUAUACAUAAUUACCUAAGUGAAAAGAAUUCAUUUUCGAAUUAGUCUAAAAAAGAUCAUUACUACAACUCUGUUGCUACUUCCCGUUUGUUUUCCUGUUUAAAACCUUGUACUCUUCCAAUUUUAUUUUACCAUGAUGUUAACUAAUUCAAACCGAUUGGGAAGUUAUUAUAUUUUCUAAAACAAAAUCAGUACACAAUAUUUUGCAUGAAUUAUUGCUGUAUUAAAUGACAUGAUUUCUUUCCUUUCGAAAUAUAUUCAUUCACAUACUACUUGUUGAAUAUUGUCAUGAGUAGUUUUAAUAGUGUUUAACCAUAUUUUGUAUAAAAACAAAACAAAAUAAUAACAGUAAAUGUAAUACUUACAGGUGUAAAUAAACAUACCAUUAAAUACAAUUAUUUUGCUCAACAAUU
This is a messenger RNA of Schistosoma margrebowiei, 2101 nucleotides long. NCBI's taxonomy places the organism in Eukaryota, Metazoa, Platyhelminthes, Trematoda, Strigeidida, Schistosomatidae. The record is from the annotation of a GenBank genome assembly.